GAAGCUCAUAGAGACUCAUCUGAAAACCAUUCCCAGUCAUGCAUUUUCAAAUCUGCCCAAUAUUUCCAGAAUCUACUUAUCUAUAGACGCAACUCUGCAGCAGCUGGAAUCACAUUCCUUCUACAAUUUGAGUAAAAUGACUCACAUAGAAAUCCGGAAUACCAGAAGCUUAAUUUACAUAAACCCUGAUGCCCUAGAAGAACUCCCCCUCCUUAAGUUCCUUGGUAUUUUCAACACUGGACUUAGAAUAUUCCCUGAUCUGACCAAAGUGUAUUCCACUGAUGUAUUCUUUAUACUUGAAAUCACAGACAACCCUUACAUGACCUCAGUCCCUGUAAAUGCAUUUCAGGGACUGUGCAAUGAAACUUUGACACUGAAACUGUACAACAAUGGCUUUACUUCAAUCCAAGGACAUGCCUUCAAUGGGACUAAGCUGGAUGCUGUUUACUUAAACAAGAAUAAAUACCUGACAGUUAUUGACAAAGAUGCAUUUGGAGGAGUAUACAGUGGACCAACCUUGCUGUGA
Molecule: messenger RNA, 526 nt
Organism: Castor canadensis (American beaver)
Lineage: Eukaryota; Metazoa; Chordata; Mammalia; Rodentia; Castoridae
Source: RefSeq, a predicted model, not a curated record